AACCAAUUCUGCUCAGCCCAUCCUAUCCGCAUUUCUGGUGUCCUCGGGAAAGAACAAUCCUCUUUUAGUCUCCGUGCUUUUGCCAAGAUCCUCCGCGGUUUCCCUCAGGUCGGUCUGAAUUCGUCGCUUGCUGAAGUCCUGCGCGUUCCUGGAACUCGGUUCAAAUGCUUUUGCUCCCGUGACUUUCUGGAUUUUAACGCUUUUCGGAAUGAAGAACUCCUUCCUCUAACUGCCCGCUUGUUGCCUCUACUUGGUUUUAACCGGAUUCCAUCCUGCUUUGACUCCUGCGUUGCUUUUGUGUGUGUCCCCCCACUCUUCGCGGUUUCUUCUUCCAGGUUCCCUCUCUCAUACCAGGUGGCAAUAGGUUUGGGACUUCUGAACAUCAUUUUUGUAUGUCUCCUGCUUGUCCAAUGGAUUCACUGCCAGGGUUCCAGUCGUACUAGUUGUGCCAGUUGUUGCAGUUGUCCAGACCUCUUUAUGAAGAAUGGUAACUACUGUUAUUACUUCUCAAUGGAGAAAAAAGACUGGAACUCUAGCCUGGAAUUCUGCCUGGAUAAAGAUUCACAUCUCCUUGAGUUCACAGACAGACAGGAAAUGAGCCUGGUUAAACAGUUCCUCAAAGAUGAUUUUUACUGGAUUGGUCUGAGGAACAAAGCUGGCUGGAGGUGGGGAGAUGGGUCACCCCUAAACAUCUCAAGCAUCAUUUUAAACAACUUGAUCCAGAAGUGUGGAGCCAUCAAUGGAAACGGUCUCCAAGCCUCUAGCUGUGAAGUUUCUUUACCGUGGAUCUGUAAGAAGUCCAGGGAUAGAGCUAAGAACGUUUGAACUUCAAAGUCCUUGAGAGUUCUUAGCUGAUACCAUCCAAGCUUCAGUCAAACUAACCCAAAUGAAGACAUGGACUCCUAGGACAACUCCAGAGCUCUCUGUGAACUCCUGAGGCUUCUGUCCCUCCAUCCAGAAAUAAAUGCUUUCAAUACUUACCACAAAGAAAAUAUAGAGACUGGGUAU
Molecule: messenger RNA, 1008 nt
Organism: Lontra canadensis (Northern American river otter)
Lineage: Eukaryota; Metazoa; Chordata; Mammalia; Carnivora; Mustelidae
Gene: KLRG1
Product: killer cell lectin like receptor G1
Exons: 6
Coding region: 478-825 (115 amino acids)
Source: RefSeq, a predicted model, not a curated record